GACAACCGGCUAGUUGUAAACAUGUGGUGCGUUUUGUUUAGAAGAGGACAACGUGCUAUGGAGUUGUGAGCACCGUAACUAGAAGCGUACUUGAAUUUGUAACAAAAUUAAAGACAAUUGACUCUAGACUGAUUGUGUUAUUGGUUGUUGUUUGUUCGCUAUGAGUUUCCGUGGACGUGGUGGUGGCGGUGGCCGAGGAGGUGGUGGCGGGUUUGGUGGUCGAGGUGGCCGGGGUGGUGGUGGCCGUGGAGGUGGCGGCGGUGGCCGUGGCGGUUUCAAUCGAAGCUUCGGGGACGAUGGGCCGAAGAAUCUGGUUCCCCUCGGAUACUACGAUUAUCCGUGCCAGGAAGAUUUGAUUGCCAAGGUGGAGAUAGAGAAUGUUCCGUUCUUCAAUGCACCCAUCUAUAUGGAGGGCGAGAAGCAAAUCGGCAAGGUGGACGAAAUCUUUGGCAAUCUGCGCGAUUACUACGUGUCCAUCAAGCUAAACGAUAACAUGAAACCGGACGGAUUCCAGCAGAAGCAGAAGCUGUUCAUUGAUUCGGCCAAAUUGUUGCCGCUGGCGCGAUUUUUGCCAGGAAACCAGACACGCCGACCGGGUGGUCGGGUGGGCAAACCGGGUGGCCGUGGGGGUGGUGGUGGUGGCUUCCGAGGUAGAGGCGGUGGCGGCGGUGGUGGUGGUGGCGGGUUCCGUGGUCGAGGAGCUGGUGGUGGUGGUGGCGGCGGCGGCGGCGGUUUCCGUGGCCGAGGUGGCGGCGGUGGACGUGGUGGUGGUGGAGGAGGAUUCCGUGGUGGUCGUGGAGGAGGUGGAGGCGGUGGCCGGUGGUAA
Anopheles maculipalpis is the source of this 826-nucleotide messenger RNA. Its product is annotated as probable H/ACA ribonucleoprotein complex subunit 1. Lineage: Eukaryota; Metazoa; Arthropoda; Insecta; Diptera; Culicidae. The record is from RefSeq and is a predicted model, not a curated record. Gene Ontology annotation, biological process: snoRNA guided rRNA pseudouridine synthesis; ribosome biogenesis. Gene Ontology annotation, molecular function: box H/ACA snoRNA binding. The transcript has 2 exons. Bases 161 to 826 code for a protein of 221 amino acids. Gene Ontology annotation, cellular component: box H/ACA snoRNP complex.